Bombus impatiens (common eastern bumble bee) is the source of this 2656-nucleotide messenger RNA. RefSeq lists its product as uncharacterized. The record is from RefSeq and is a predicted model, not a curated record. NCBI's taxonomy places the organism in Eukaryota, Metazoa, Arthropoda, Insecta, Hymenoptera, Apidae. The transcript is spliced from 3 exons. Bases 911 to 1183 code for a protein of 90 amino acids.
CCGUUGCUCUUUUAGAAAGCCGAUUCGUUUAAAGAGACUCUUAAAGCGCAACAAGAGCACAAGAAGACCGGGGAUAGGAUAAAAGGAGCGCAGACGCAAAAAGGACACCAACUAGAAACCAGAAACCGUCGAUUACUGACUGAUCACGAUCAAGAUCGACCGUGAACCAACCAACGAAGAUCGUCGCUUUCGAUUUUCUCGCCAAAGGCUAGAAAGCUUGGUAACAAUUCGUGUGCGGUUUCAGAUCGUCCUCGCACGAUUCGAAUACGCGAACAUCAUCGCCGUUGAUUCGCGCACGCAUCGAUCGCGGUGAAUCUUCCGACUCGAACGUUUUUACGGCCGGAUAUUCGUAACAAAAGUUCGCACGUUGGUCGUGCGUGAUCGCGUUCGUCUCAAGUUCUUUUUCUCUUUCUCGGUUUUCAGUUCGGUAAGUGGAUCGCGCGCGCUACAUUCGCGGGGAAGGUGAUACGGUAGCACGGUGACACGUUAACGACUCUUUGUAGGACAAUUCUGUCGCUGAUAGACUAAAGCGCGAAAAUUCGACUUCUCCGAAGGAAAACGUUCGAGAAGAGACGGCAGUGCGGAACGAUUUGGAACGCGACACAGCGCGGCACUAAAAACCGCUGGAAACCGUGCGUUUCGCUCGCCAAGCUUCGCCGCGACUUCGACGGGUGUCCGCUCGCGUCGUGGGCUCCCCCACUUUAACCCUUCCCUUCCACUACGCGCUCGGCCUAAUUACACGACAGCUAUCUGUAUUGCAAUCACGCGCUUAUCCUUCUUGAAUUACCUUAUAAUUUCGAAACACACUGGCGACGAGCGGAACUCGCGGAAUUGAACACGGAUGAUGGUGUGAAGAGCUGUGCGGUGCAAGGAUCGAAACGAGCGACAACGUGCGUGCGUUGAAGCUCGGAUGAAGAAUGUGCAACUUUGCGACCAAGCUUCGUGGCACGUACUUCCACGUUCAUUGUUUAUAGAUAAAACGGAACCGGUAAGAAUCGAACAAUUCUUUUUCCUGCGAAUAUCACAAUUUUCAACGCCUUUUAUUGGAUUGUUCGAAAAUGGGACAAUAUUAAACGUUAUACAUUCAAAUUUUGAAUCGUAUCUAGAAUGUUUGUUUCUAUCGGCCUCGUUAUUAUUUAUUGUGAUCUUUACAAAAUUUAGUCGAAAGUCAAAGAUGAAAUAAAAAAUACUUUAGAAGCCUGUAAAAGCUAUGCGAAGUUCAUUGAUGAAAAAGACGACAAAUUUUUAAUUUAGAUCUUUCUUAACUCACAUUACGAAUUUCCCGAACAGUCUAAUUUGUUGGUAAAUUCCUUCCAUUAACGACAACAAACUUCAAGAGAUUUUUCGCAAGAGAUAUCGUGGCUUUUUACCAUCAAAGAUGUUGCUGUUCCCCAUUUAAAAGGAACCACACGAUGUAUUUUACUUAACUAAACUAUUUUCUUCUUAUUUAUUUAUAUAUUGUUCGUCCUUUAAAGCGUCAUAACCCACGCGUUUUCUUUUAUUGUUUAAUCGCGUCGCAGAAAAGCACGAUUCUACUUUACCAUCGCAUGAAAUGAACGUUACCAACAGAUUGCGAAUGUUUACACAAAUAUUUAUCAAACUGAAACAUAAAUAUAGAUUUCUUUCAAUUAUUAAAUGCUAUAAAUUGUGUUUUACUCUGAAUAUUUUAUAUAUUUUUCUCUUUUAUUUUCCAUAAAUACAUAAAUAUUCGCAACCUGGGUAUCAACAACGAUCACUUCUUGCGUCAACGAAUCGAACGACAAUUUUAACACACACUGUGUAUAUGUACGAUACUUUGAUCAUUGUGAUACUUGGAAAUAAGUAACUACCCACGUGCCGUUAUAUAUGUAUUACGUUUCUUACAUCUUAAUUCUCUUUUCCCCGCCUCAAACUUCUUGUUUCUUUCGUUCGCAUUUGAAAACCAUGUAUAGAGGAAAAACACGAUAAGCAUAUUUCCCAUCUCUUUUCUAUCAUGCUGUAGUUUUAAAAUUCACUACGCUAUUAAUUAAUCUUGCGUUAUCAAAAUUGUUCUUUUAUUUAAUAUUUAUUCCAAACAUAUAUUUUUCCAUUUUAUUCAUAGUUUGAAAAGCACUGCUUGAAGUUAUUAAAGUAUUGAACAUAUUAAAAAUUUCUUUAUCUUAACAAUCAUACUUCCGGCUAUCCAUAUCUGUCAGAUUCUUUCCAGUUCUAAUUAUUUUAUAUUAAAAUAUUCCUUUUCGGUUUUAAUACGAUAUUAACGUCGAAAAAUCAAGAAAAAAGUACUUAUCAUGUUUUCUCUUAAGAUCUUAAUUCUUAAACGAAUCGGACAUCGCGUCCUUUUAUUUUCUUCGAACGAUUCUAAUCGCGAAUGCGUAACAAAAUCAUCGAAGGGGUUUCGUUCCUAUCGAUCGUUCAUGACUGACAUCAGCGCCAACAGAUUGAUGAUAAAAAAUCAAUUCUGAAUUCAUCUGAAUGCGAAUCUAGUAUUUUUUAACCCUUAGAGAACUAAUAUCUCGUGGGAACACUUGUAUAUGUGUGUGAUGCGUGUUUUCAUGAUCACCGAUGUAGUGUAAACAGGAAUAUUUGAAGUCGAGAAAUGGCUGCAACCGCGCAAAAUAUGUACACCCGCACAGAUACGUUCAUUGAUAGCAGGAAAGAAAAAGGAAAAAAGAAUAUA